This is a messenger RNA of Schistosoma intercalatum, 273 nucleotides long. The record is from the annotation of a GenBank genome assembly. Lineage: Eukaryota; Metazoa; Platyhelminthes; Trematoda; Strigeidida; Schistosomatidae.
AUGAAAACUUUGAAGGUCUUUGGGCUAGAAGUUGGCCGUAACUAUCGAACAUUGUGGAGGAUGAGGAAAUGUAGAUCAGCUUCUGUAAAUAUUCAGGAAGGUCGGUCAAGAUCUUUCGAAAUCACCGUGAAUGGAAAUCUAAUUUUUUCAAAACUAAAGUGUGAUAGUUUUCCUUCAACAGAAGCCGUCAUUUCUGAAUUGAUUAACAUUGAGAAUGGUGAAAUACCUAGUGAAGUAAUUGAAUAUGAAUCAUCCAAUUGUAAUUUACUUUAG